AUGUGCAUGUGUUUAUGUGAGAGUACAGAACCAUCCGGUAUGCCAGACUAUCAUAGACUCUUCUGCCUACUUCAAGAGGCCCAUAUGUUUUUCUCCUUUUAUCAUCUGAUAGGAGCCCCAAGGCAUGAUUCCUGUUAUGGCGGCAAGAUGGAAGUCCUUGUCUUUCCUCUUCGCCCCACGACCGGCCGCCCAACUCUCCUUGUAGUCACCUCCUCGGGCCACCACUCAGUUUACCGCCACAGAUGGGCCAGCAGAAACGAUAACUUGUCCCAACCGACUUUGCCUCAGUGCCAGGCAGCGAUCAAAAUAGGCCGGGAUUGCACCUCGUUGUCCGGUCUGCGUCAUUCGACCAGUCGCUUGUCAUCGGGUAAAUCAGACGUCGAGUUGCCUCUUCCAGGUGGCCUAUUGCAACACGAAGUCUCAAGUCCCGAUGCAGGCACCGGAGACGAUGCUGUCUCCAGUCUUCGAAACGCCUCACUUCGACUCAUGGGUCUGGCAGGCAGAAGUCCAGCUCGAGGGUCGCCUUGGUCGCCUAAAAACGGUCAUCCAAACGGCCUACCGCCUGCCAUUCUGAAGAGUCCAGGACUGGAGGAAGAGCUGGAGGACGACGAUCAAGAGGUGUACGAUGGUGAGGAGGAGGAAGAAGAAGAAGGCGAACAGGACGGAGAUGACGAAGGAGAAGAAGACGAAGAAGAAGAGGAGGAAGAGGAAAAAGGAGAGGCCAUCGUUUCAUACCCCAAGGGUAUGGAGAGCAGACAGACGCCUAUGCAUCGAGACCGUCGACCUGAGAUCCAUUCGACGCGUAGACUGCCGAGACUGCAAAGCACGACAUCUCGCUCCAGAGACCGUAGUUCUGCUGAGCAUCAUUCGACUGCUUCUUGCCUCAGCAACACGAUGACCAAUGCCGUAAAAGAGACUAGGCUGACAGGAGGAAGAUCCGAUUGCAAUAGCCUCACUAACUGUAAUGAAAGCGUCAACCUCUCUCCUUCUCCUUCGGCUACCAUGGGAGCCGGCAUCGGUAUCGGCGGUAGCAACAGUGCCAGCAACGGAAAAUCUCCUCAUUUGCUUUUCACCCAGCCAGCGCCAAGUCCUUCUGUUGCGUCUCUACCACUUGCCGCAACGACUGUGUAG
Messenger RNA from Protopolystoma xenopodis, 1131 nucleotides. NCBI's taxonomy places the organism in Eukaryota, Metazoa, Platyhelminthes, Monogenea, Polystomatidea, Polystomatidae. The record is from the annotation of a GenBank genome assembly.